CGAAGUAUCGUGGCCUGUCAAAUAUUCAAACGUUAUUUAGAAGUGCUAUGACAAGAAAAUUAAGUGAAAGAAAAUUUGACAUACGAUGAUACUGAAAAUUACGCGAUAACUAUGCGCUUUAAGUUUGUAAAAACGUUGUUAGUGCUUGCACUAUUAGGUAAUAUCAUUCUAUGGCAUAGAAUAUGGAGGUUAUUUGCAACACAAAACACAUUGCGGUUGUUGACACCAAGCAUGGUAACACCUGAUCCUCCGCAAAAAUUUCAUCGCCGAUUAGCGCGUUUGGUAACUGUGGUUAUACGACAAUUUGAAACCUUUGAAAACGAUGUGACUUCCACUGUAGAGUCUGUGUUAGAUUUCUUUCCUACUAUACCAAUUUUAAUAAUAUGCAAUGAGUUACCAUAUCCUCCUUUGGGACUGGACUUUGCCAAUGAAAGCAUGCAAAAUGUUAAAUUAAUAAAUUUACAACCAGAAUUUAAUAAUUCAUACGAUGAAAGAAAUCCACUUUUUUAUGUGCGUACAAAGUAUGUUUUAUUUUUACCUGAUGCUAGUCGACUCUCUACUAAAGAUGUCAUACAAGAGACUGUGUCACAUGUAGCAAAAUUAGGCAUUGUAAUUGUACCAGUAGGAAGAAUAACUUUGAAUUGUAUUGGCAUAGAUUUAAAAAUAAGAGAAUGGAGUCUCAAGUUUUCACAAGUUAAGGGCACUGAAUGCGAUGGCGUGAAUGGAAAGCAUGCUACAAUGCUGGAGACAAAACUAUUAAGGAAAUUAACUGAUCCUUUUCUCUUACCAUUCACGGAUGCAUUAUAUAUUCAGACAACUGCAAUAGGUGCAAAGAUUCAUAUACUGACAAAUUAUCAAUUCGAUGAAGGGAAGUCAUUGUUUAGAAAUCAACAAUCUCAAUGGAAGGUACAACAGUUGCACCUAAAUCGCGAACGAUUAAUGUUUGAAAAUUUGGGAAUUAAGAAGGUUAUAAGAGAUUCUAAUUCCAUAGAAUGGUAUGGUUGUUCGAGGGAAAGUAGUAGAUGUUUUGGUUCAGUUAUAAAUGGUGUACCAUCAUAUAUUUAUCAAAAACGAUAUACACCACCUUGUUGCCUCUCAGGUUUAAGAAAAGUUGCUCAUCACGUGUUUGAUAACUUAGAAGAAGUUGGUAUCAGAUUUUGGUUAGAGGGAGGAUCUUUACUUGGUGCUAUGAGAAACGGUGAUAUUUUACCAUGGGAUCAUGAAGUACAAAUAGGAGUAAAUCGUGAUGAUCUCGAACGAUCACCAUGGUUAAUUAAAGCCAUGAAUAAACCCAUUGUUGAUAAUCAUGGUUUUGUCUGGAUAAAGGCAACAGAGGGAGAAUUUUUUAAAGUGCAGUAUUCAAAGACAAAUCAUUUGAAUGUGAACAUACUUCCAUAUUAUGCAAGAAACGGUUCUAUGGUUAAAGAUGCAUGGUUUUUAAAUCAUAGGGAUUUUCCAGAACAAUUUCUUCAUCCAAUGUCGAGUAUUGAAUUUGCUGGUAGACAAGUGCCAUGCCCGAACAAUAUUAGAGAUUUUUUAGAAUUGAAGUAUUUCAAAGGUGUGAUAGAAAAUCCAGAACUCCCUGGGAAAAUUUCCUUCUAGAUUUUAUAUUUAUUGAAAUUUAAUCUUAUAGCAAACGAUAUGAAUGCAGCUAGAAAUACAAAACAAUUCUUUACUUAACAUGUAAUUUAAAUCAUAUAAGCAGUAAUUAUCUACAAAUAUAAUAAGAUUUUACAAUUUUUUCGUACCACUUUAAAUAUCCGAAUUAAUAUCUUCUACUAAGAAAUGAAGUUAGGACUGCAUUGUAGUGUUUUCAGAUGAAAACUAUUAUUUUCCGAUAUUUUAUAAAAGGUGAUACAAGUGUAUCGCGAAGUAAAGAGUUAUUACUAAUUUGGCAAGGUUUUCAAUAUAAAAAUAAAAGGAAGGUUUAAUGAAAUGUUCU
Molecule: messenger RNA, 1942 nt
Organism: Colletes gigas
Lineage: Eukaryota; Metazoa; Arthropoda; Insecta; Hymenoptera; Colletidae
Product: fukutin-related protein
Exons: 3
Coding region: 112-1602 (496 amino acids)
Biological process (GO): protein O-linked glycosylation via mannose
Cellular component (GO): Golgi apparatus
Source: RefSeq, a predicted model, not a curated record